Molecule: messenger RNA, 1803 nt
Organism: Symsagittifera roscoffensis
Lineage: Eukaryota; Metazoa; Xenacoelomorpha; Acoela; Convolutidae
Exons: 5
Coding region: 184-1803 (539 amino acids)
Source: RefSeq, a predicted model, not a curated record
CAUUUUGAAUGAUUUUAUCUCUACUUACUACAGCAGUGCUACGCUCUAAAGAGUUUAAGCUCUAAAGAAAAUAUCAGUUAUAAAACUCAGUAUUCAACACGCUUCGGGUCAUUAGCUUCAAACCACCUAAAGAAAAAGGCUUGAGAUAUUUGGUUGUAGGUCUAGUCUGACACAUUGAGUGAAAUGGAACCGUCUGGCGAUCAGCCCAAUUCUUCACAAACCCAACCAAACCAGGUUCGAAUAAUCCAGUGGGGUUCAUGGCGCACUCUCAGCUCCCUCUUCAUGCGUUGUCUCAUGAACGCCCCUAACUCAGUCACCUUCUGCGAACUAUUCGGACUCCCCUGGUACUACGGAGUAGAAGCCAAAACAUCCAGAACUCUCAUCCCCAUAGACCUCCCGCAUGACAGCACUACUUUUGCACGGGUGAAGGAGAAGUAUGAGAAUGCUUAUGAUGAUAAGAAACUGGUGUUUGGAAAGGAGUUCGCAUUUUAUGUUUCGCCGCAGCAAAACUAUAAAUAUAUACCACGUGGCUAUAGGCAGUCAUUUCUUAUCAGACAUCCAUACAAAACAGUAACAUCUCUUAAUAAAGUCAUGAUGAAACAAAAAGAUCCAGGCUUUAACUGCUUCCUGGACGAAGACGUCAGAUUUGAAGAUAUCUGGAACCUCUACCUUUACACCCUCGAGUAUCUGGAUGCAGACGCAAUCAUAAUCGAUGCUGACGAUUUAGUCAGGGAUCCUGAAACUGUACUCCGCGGUUAUUGCCAGCAUUACGGAAUAGAAUACAAAGAUACAUUUAUAAAUUGGGAUAGUAGCACUUUGAACGAAGACAUGUUAGUAUACGGGGAGUCCUGGUUUGAGGAAUUGCUCAGUUCGUCCACCGUCAGGACGGAUCCAUACGUCAAGAAUCUUCUAGAAGAUCCACCAGAUAUUUCUGAAUUGUCACAAGAAAUGCAGAAGUCAAUCGAAUCAAACUUAGUGUUUUAUCGAAAACUUUUUGACAAACGAUCAAAGGUUAAAAUACUGCAGUGGGGGACAUGGCGAACGAUGAGCACGACAUUCAUGCGAUGCAUGAUGGGGGCUGAGGACUCGAUCACGUUCUGCGAGCCAAUGCGAUUUCCAUGGUACUAUGGAACAGAAGCGAGAACCAGAAGAAAGCUGGAGAUACCAGCUGAUCUUCCAGAAGAUGGAAGCACUUUUGAGUUGGUGAAGAAGAAAUAUGAAGCACCGUAUGAAGGAAAAAGACUUGUAUUUGGGAAAGAAAUGGCAUAUUAUGUAUAUCCGGAGGAACACUUGAAACAGAUACCAGAUGGGUAUCGACAUUCGUUCCUUAUCAGACAUCCCUUCAAGACUAUGACAUCAAUGCUUAAGGUCAUGAGCAACCAAGAGGACCCAGGUUUCAAAACAAUUCAGCCAGAAGAAGGAAGGUUCGAACACAUCUGGAAGCUAUACCAGCAUGUCAUUGAGCAAAUCGAUCCACAAGCUAUCAUAAUAGACGCUGAUGAUUUCAUCCGAGAUCCAGAAGCAAUAUUGAAAAAAUAUUGCAGUCAUUAUGGACUAGAAUUCUGCGAUAGUAUGCUAAACUGGGAAGGCGAUAACUUCAACGAGGAAAUAGAAUGUUGGGGAACUGUAUGGUUUGGAGACUUAAUGUCAACCAAGACUAUUAGAAAAGAUCCAGAUGUUGCGGAUAUGUUGUCAGAACAACCUGAUAUGUCACACUUUUCAGAAGAUAUUCGAAAGAUUGUGGAAGAAGACUUGAUUUACUACAAAAAGUUACACGAACUAAGGCUUCAACUGAAGCUUUAA